Messenger RNA from Thyridium curvatum, 1632 nucleotides. RefSeq lists its product as uncharacterized. The record is from RefSeq and is a predicted model, not a curated record. Gene Ontology annotation, molecular function: oxidoreductase activity, acting on paired donors, with incorporation or reduction of molecular oxygen; monooxygenase activity; heme binding. The coding region runs from base 1 to 1632 and encodes 543 amino acids. NCBI's taxonomy places the organism in Eukaryota, Fungi, Ascomycota, Sordariomycetes, Thyridiales, Thyridiaceae. The transcript has 5 exons.
AUGCUCAGAACUACGCGCCUCGAGGAAAUGGUGAAUCCAGCUCGCCUCCAAGAGCUGAUGAACAAACUUCCCUCUGCUAUCUUGAACCUACCCAUAUUAGCAAGCUUGGUUGUUUUCUACGUUCUUGUCUCAUACACAUACGCCUGGUUCCGCCUUCGCCAUAUCCCUGGCCCAUUCUUGGCAUCUUUUUCUUACCUUUACAUACUAUGGACAGAGCUCGGCUUCCGACAGGGGGAUAGAAUGGGAGACCUCUGCAAGAAAUACGGCAACCUUGUCCGCAUUGGACCAAACGAUGUUCUCACCGGCGACCCAGACUUCGUUCGUCGCAUAAACGGAGCGCGAUCUCGUUACAGCCGUGCACAGUACUACAGAUCUACGAGACUCACGGCUGACCACGACAACCUCUUCUCCAUCACUGACACAGGUGCCCAUGAUAGAUUGAAAGCCCGGAUGACCUACGGAUACGGGGGCAAGGACGUCCCCAGCAUGGAGAGUGACAUGAAUGAAGUACUGUCACUGCUCGUUCACAUACUAAAAUUUCAGUAUGCGAGCAGCGGCAGGACAGUUGACUUUGCAACCCUGUCCCGAUACUUCGCUUUGGAUGUGAUCACCAAGAUUGCCUACGGCGAAGAGUUUGGCUUCAUGAAGAGCGACCAGGACCUAUACGGCAUUGUUUAUGAGGGCCAGGGUUUCAUGAAGGCCAUGGCUAUCUCGGCCGAGGUUCCUUGGUUGAGUGCGCUCUUCAUUAAUCCAACGCUUCAGAGGCUGUUUGGCCCCCGUCCUGAUGAUAAAAGAGGUUUCGGUGUGACGCUCGGACUUGCCAAGAAGGUUGUCGGUGAACGCUUCGGCCCAGAAGCCAAGGACAAAAUGGACAUGCUUGCAAGUCUCGACUCUCAGCCUCGCGGAUCAUUCGUGCGCCAUGGCCUUACCCAGAGAGAGUGCGAGGCAGAAGUUCCUUUCCAGAUCAUCGCAGGAUCAGACACUACGGCUAGGACGAUCCGGGGGACUAUGCUCUAUCUCAUGGCGGCCCCCAAUGCAUAUCAUACUUUGCAAAAGGAGAUCGACAAUGCCGUUAGACAGGGCAUUGUCUCGAACCCUGUCAGGGUUGAAGAAGCUAAAAGAUUACCGUACUUACAGGGUUGUAUCUACGAGGGACUCCGUCUGAGUGUGCCUGUGACCAUUCUAGGCUUCAAGCAAUGCCCACCAGAAGGUUUGAAAGAUCCUUCACGUUACAGGACCAGGUAUGCUGAUUCGUGCGGUGCAGGGGACACAACCGAAGGCCACUCCAUUCCAGGUGGCACCCGAGUCGCAGUUGCCGCCAAGAGCCUCAUGACAAGUGCCAAAGUGUUUGGCGACGACGCCGACGUGUUCCGGCCUGAGAGAUGGUUGAAUCUAGACAUUGAUACAAAGCGUGUAAUGACCGACACGGCCGAACUCAUCUUCGGCUACGGGCGAUGGGCUUGCAGCGGUAAGCCUGUGGCCAUGAUAGAACUGAAUAAAGUCUUCAUCCAGCUGGUCAACCCGCAGAAGCCCUUUGACCAAUGUGACAACAUCAACAUUCACAUGGACAGGGGCAUGUGGGUAAGGGUGACUGACCGUAAUCUGACUGGCGGUGCAACAAAUGCUUACUGA